AUGCAGCACCCCAUGACGGUGGGGGGCCACGAUGUCAGCCUCAGUCAGGCUACCCACGUGACAGACGCCCGGGCCGGGGCCGCGAGCCCUAGCCCUGUCCUGAAAGCACCGCUGCCCGAGGCCACGUCUGCUCCGAGCUGGCCGACCCACUGGCCAGCGGGCCCGACGCCACGCUCCCCCGCACGGGUCUGCCGGCUGUGUGCUCAGCGGGCUCCUGAGAGGAAAGGAAACUCCAGAGUCCUAAGUUCCGAGCGUGAGGUGGUUAGCACCGGAGAAAGGGGUCCAAAGCGGUGUGGCUAA
This is a messenger RNA of Rangifer tarandus platyrhynchus (Svalbard reindeer), 300 nucleotides long. The record is from the annotation of a GenBank genome assembly. NCBI's taxonomy places the organism in Eukaryota, Metazoa, Chordata, Mammalia, Artiodactyla, Cervidae.